Xyrauchen texanus (razorback sucker) is the source of this 945-nucleotide messenger RNA. RefSeq names its product regulating synaptic membrane exocytosis protein 2-like. The record is from RefSeq and is a predicted model, not a curated record. Gene Ontology annotation, cellular component: cytoskeleton of presynaptic active zone; presynaptic membrane. NCBI's taxonomy places the organism in Eukaryota, Metazoa, Chordata, Actinopteri, Cypriniformes, Catostomidae. Gene Ontology annotation, molecular function: transmembrane transporter binding; small GTPase binding. Gene Ontology annotation, biological process: positive regulation of synaptic transmission; regulation of membrane potential; calcium ion-regulated exocytosis of neurotransmitter. The transcript has 5 exons. Bases 178 to 876 code for a protein of 232 amino acids.
AAAGGUAAUCAGGCUGGAGAGUUGUAGAUUGUUAUGCUUAUUUUCUCCAAAUGAAUGAAAUGAACCUUACACAUGGCGACAAAUUGUUAAAGGUAUCUCUUAAAGGUAGAUGUCUUGAUUGUUUGUGGAAUAUGUCAAUCAGAGGCGACUAAUAAGAAGUCAAAGGGUACCCAAGGUAUGAUCCAGCGUAGUCAGGAGACGGGAAUGGCAGUGGAAUUGCAGAGGAAUAUGAGCCGUCAACCCAGCCGAGAAUCCAACAAUGGCAGCAUGAAAAGCUACAACUUAGAGGGCAGUCCAAUCUUUCCAGCGGUUCGAGUUGAGACUCAGUUCAGUGACUUCCUGGAUGGAUUGGGCCCUGCUCAGCUAGUUGGUCGACAAACCCUAGCCACACCAGCAAUUGGUGACAUUCAGAUUGGCAUGGUAAAUAAGAAAGGCCAGCUUGAGGUGGAAGUGAUAAGAGCACGAGGUCUUAUCCAAAAACCAGGAUCCAAAUCACUCCCUGCUCCAUAUGUCAAAUUCUGUCUGCUACAAAAUGGGGGGUAUGUAGCAAAGAAGAAGACCAAAAUUGCACGCAAGACACUCGACCCACUGUACCAGCAAACUCUGCAGUUUGAAGAGAGCCCACAGGGUAAAGUGUUACAAGUCAUUGUCUGGGGAGAUUAUGGGCGAAUGGACCACAAAUCCUUCAUGGGAGUUGCACAGAUCCUACUAGAAGAGCUGGACCUCUCCAGCAACGUGAUUGGCUGGUACAAACUUUUCCCACCUUCUUCUCUAGUCGACCCAACUCUUGCCUCUCUAACUCGACGUGCUUCACAGACAUCCCUAGAUGGUUCGACGGCACCAGCAGCUGUUAGAUCGUUGUUGACUCGCAUAUAAAGCACAAUCAAUACUAGCUGAGACAGCAGGACAACAAUAAGAGCCAGGCAGAAAAUGCGAUGAAAUAAA